Cannabis sativa is the source of this 1347-nucleotide messenger RNA. RefSeq lists its product as uncharacterized. The record is from RefSeq and is a predicted model, not a curated record. NCBI's taxonomy places the organism in Eukaryota, Viridiplantae, Streptophyta, Magnoliopsida, Rosales, Cannabaceae. The coding region runs from base 291 to 1130 and encodes 279 amino acids. The transcript has 3 exons.
GUAUCACCCGGGAAAUCCCAAAUAGCGGCGCAUUGCGCACUCAAGUGCGCAUUUUAGCAUGACCCAAAGGAGUAUAUAAUAAGCCCAACGUUAAAACCGUCCACAACACUCCCUCCUCUUAUUUUCUCUCUUUCUCUCUCUCUAAAUUUUCCCAUCGGAAAAUCAAAUUUUCCGGCCAUUUUUCUCAGCAACCAAACACUACUUUUCACGAUCCAAAAACCCUAGAAUCAUCAAAUUACUCAACUUUUCUCUCUCACGUAGCUCUGAUCCGAAGAAUCUUUUUCCGUUUGAUGGUUUGCGUGAGGGAAGGUGACUCACAGCAACGAGUGUUGAAGACAUCGUCGGUUUCCAUGGCGGUUGCACCGGCGAGAACGAAGCCUCUACACAAUUUCGAUCUUCCUUGCUUGAAAUGGGGGAAUCAGAAGUACCUGAGGUGUAUGAGGGAUGAUUCGAACGGUGGCGGCGGCGGCGUAACCGGCGGCGAGAUUGAUCGGCGAUCUGAUUCGUUGAGAUUUCAGAGCUCUUUGAACAAUCGUAGGAGGGAAUCUGAGUCUGAGAAACGUAAGUUUCGUUCUCCUAAACCUGUUUUUCAGGAUAAUGACGGCAAAGAAGGGAUCGCGGCGAUGAGCGAGAAACUCAUCUUGGAGUUGAAAACUGUGUCGGAGAAGUUAAAUGAUGAGCUUUUAGCGGAGAGAGACGCUGAAGCCGAGAAACAAUCGGCUCAAUCUGGUUCGAUGCCGCCGCGUAAGCUCAGGGCAAGGAAGGUUUCGCUUAGUCUUGAGGUUGAAGAAGCUCAGGGUUUUAAUAAGAACUCUGGAAUCGAAGAGAUUAAGGCGAAUUACUCACCGUUGAGAAGUGAGACGAACAAUGGGGUUAAGUUGACGAGACAGGUCAGAGGGUUAUCGCCACCGGAGAAUAAAGAGAGAGUCAAAUUCUCGGCUAAGCUUGCGAAGAAAGAGAUCGAAGAAGAUUUCAUCUCUCUAUUAGGUCACAAACCUCCUCGCCGACCUAAGAAGCGACCAAGGAACGUUCAGAGGCAAUUGGAUUGUUUGUUUCCGGGUAUGUUUUUGAAUGAGAUUACAAUUGAUACCUACAAAGUUCCUGAUGAGACUGAAACUGGAAAGAGAUAGCAAUGAGAAUGAGAUGAAUUUUCAAAAAGGUUUUGUUCUCUGCACUGUGGUGGUGGGAAUUUGAUGAGAGUAUCAAUUUGGUGGUGUAAUGUUUUAGUUAAAUGCUAAUUUUGAUUAUUAAUUAUAAUUCAUUUUUCUCUUUUAUUGUUCUUAAUAAUUGUAUAAAGAAAAACUCUUAUUCAUAAUAUUGAAGAUAUAAAAACUAAAAGUUCUUUAA